This is a messenger RNA of Metarhizium album ARSEF 1941, 369 nucleotides long. Its product is annotated as Small ubiquitin-related modifier, SUMO. Bases 1 to 369 code for a protein of 122 amino acids. NCBI's taxonomy places the organism in Eukaryota, Fungi, Ascomycota, Sordariomycetes, Hypocreales, Clavicipitaceae. Gene Ontology annotation, molecular function: ubiquitin-like protein ligase binding; protein tag activity. Gene Ontology annotation, cellular component: nucleus; septin ring. The transcript is spliced from 2 exons. The record is from RefSeq and is a predicted model, not a curated record. Gene Ontology annotation, biological process: protein sumoylation.
AUGUCCAACGAGGACGGCAACACGUCGCCAGAGCGGAAUGAAGCGCCCGCAGCCGGCGCAGAACACCUAAACCUCAAAGUAACGGACAACAACAACGAGGUCUUCUUUAAAAUCAAGCGCAGCACGAAACUCGAAAAGUUGAUGAACGCCUUCUGCGAGCGCCAGGGCAAGAGCCCCGCCUCCGUGAGAUUCCUGUUCGAAGGCUCGCGGUGUCAACCAACCGACACGCCCGAUGCUGUACGUCCGCCGCCUUUCCCUUCGGCCCCCUCGGCCCCUGCAGCAGCCAUCGCUCCCUUCUGCCGUCCCCUCGAAAUGCAGGACGGAGACACUCUCGAAGUCCAUCAGGAACAAGUCGGCGGCGCUCUCUAA